This is a messenger RNA of Mercurialis annua (annual mercury), 741 nucleotides long. RefSeq lists its product as uncharacterized. The record is from RefSeq and is a predicted model, not a curated record. The coding region runs from base 1 to 741 and encodes 246 amino acids. Lineage: Eukaryota; Viridiplantae; Streptophyta; Magnoliopsida; Malpighiales; Euphorbiaceae. The transcript has a single exon.
AUGAGCUUUCUGGAAAAAGAUCCCCAAGAACCUUCGACGGAGGACAGAACGACUAAGAAAGCUAGUUUUCAAGAUGACGACUUUCAGGCUACCUCUCCGCCGGUCAUGUCGUUCUGGGAUAAAGUUAUGCAAUCGGAGAGGGUUAGGGAAGAAGCCCUGACUGGAGCGUAUGAAGAUUUUGAGGUCAAUCCUGAUGAUGUUCUUGUCUUUAAAAAUGAGAGCACGCCUUCCAUUGCCUUCUCCGAUAGGGUGCAGGAAGAGUUAUCAAAGCAGUGGAAGACUACGGUGGUGGUGAAGUUGCUUGGAAGACCUAUAGGGUAUAGAAACCUCUGCAAUCUUUUAGAGUCCAUGUGGAAUUUUACUCAAGUGUUUGAUGUUAUUGAUCUUGAGAAUAAUUACUUCUUAGUACGUCUAAAAAAUGGUGGAGAUGUAGAGGCGGUUCUUAUAGGAGGUCCUUGGGUUAUGCUUGACCAUUACCUAUCAGUUUACAAUUGGAGUACUAAAUUUGAUUGUAUUACUGACAACAUUGAGAUAAUCCAAGCAUGGAUCAGAUUACCGGGAAUGCCAAUUCAUCAUUAUAAUAAAAAGGUCAUUCGUUACAUUGGUGAGAUGGUGGGUAAAGUGAUUAAAAUUGGUGAGAUAGUGGGUUCAGCUACUCUCAUAGAAUUGAGGCGGUGUGAUUCUCUUGUGGCAUUUGGAUUCUUUGGAGGCAUGAAAUUAAUAUUCUAUUCUAGACAAUAA